GACCCCAAGAUGACAUUCCGUUUCCGGUUAUCUAGUUGCCUUGGAAACUAGCACGCGCUACAAUUUGUCCGCUAUGGCGUGGCAAAGCAGCUCUAAAAUCCCCGACGGUGAGUUCACGGCGGUGGUGUACAGGCUCAUCCGCGACUCCCGCUACUCCGAGGCGGCCCAGCUGCUGGGCGCAGAGCUGCAGAGGAGCCCCCGGAGCCGCGCCGGGCUGUCGCUGCUGGCCUACUGCUACUACCGCCUGCAGGAGUUCGAGCUCGCUGCAGAGUGCUAUGAGCAGCUGAGCCAGAUGCACCCCGAGCUCGAGCAGUACCGCCUGUACCAGGCCCAGGCGCUCUACAAGGCCUGUCUGUAUCCGGAGGCCACCCGGGUCGCCUUCCUCCUGGACAACCCGACCUAUCAGACUCACGUCCUUCGCCUACAGGCAGCUAUCAAGUACAGCGAGGGGGACCUGCCAGGAGCCAGGAGCCUGGUGGAGCAGCUGCUGAGUGGGGAAGGUGUGGAAGACAGUGGAGGGGAGAAUGAUUAUGAUGGUCAGAUCAACCUGGGUUGUCUGCUCUACAAGGAGGGACACUAUGAAGCUGCCUGUGCCAAGUUCUUAGCGGCCCUACAGGCUUCUGGCUACCAGCCUGACCUUUCCUACAACUUGGCUUUGGCCUAUUACAGCAGUCGGCAGUAUGCCCCUGCUCUGAAAUAUAUCGCUGACAUCAUUGAGCGAGGCAUCCGUCAACACCCAGAACUAGGUGUGGGCAUGACCACCGAAGGCAUUGAUGUUCGCAGUGUUGGCAACACUGUGGUCCUCCACCAGACUGCUCUGGUCGAAGCCUUCAACCUCAAGGCAGCCAUAGAGUACCAGCUCAGAAACUUCGAGGUAGCCCAAGAAACCCUUACUGACAUGCCACCCAGGGCAGAGGAAGAGUUGGACCCCGUGACCCUGCACAACCAGGCCCUGAUGAACAUGGAUGCCAGGCCUACAGAGGGGUUUGAAAAGCUCCAGUUUCUGCUCCAGCAGAACCCCUUCCCCCCAGAGACCUUUGGCAACCUGCUGCUGCUGUACUGCAAAUAUGAGUAUUUUGACCUGGCUGCUGAUGUCCUAGCAGAAAAUGCCCACUUGACCUACAAGUUCCUCACACCCUACCUCUAUGACUUCUUGGAUGCCAUGAUCACUUGCCAGACAGCUCCCGAAGAGGCUUUUGUUAAACUUGAUGGGCUAGCUGGCAUGCUGACUGAGCAGCUCCGGAGACUCACUAAACAAGUUCAAGAAGCAAGGCAUAACAGAGAUGAUGACACUAUUAAAAAGGCUGUGAAUGAAUAUGAUGAAAUUCUUGAUAGGUAUAUUCCUGUCCUGAUGGCCCAGGCGAAAAUCUACUGGAAUCUUGAAAAUGAGGCUGAGGAGCUGAUGAGGAAGAUUGAAAAGGAGGAAGAACAGUUGUCCUAUGGAGAUCCAGACAAGAAAAUCUACCACCUUUGCAUUGUGAAUUUGGUGAUUGGAACCCUUUACUGUGCCAAAGGCAACUAUGACUUUGGCAUCUCUCGGGUCAUCAAAAGCCUGGAGCCUUACCAUAAAAAGCUAGGAACUGAUACGUGGUAUUAUGCCAAAAGAUGCUUCCUGUCCUUACUAGAAAACAUGUCAAAGCAUACAAUCAUGCUGAGGGACAGUGUUAUUCAAGAAUGCGUCCAGUUCCUAGAGCACUGUGAAAUUUUUGGCAGGAGCAUCCCUGCUGUUCUAGAGCAGCCCUUGGAGGAGGAGAGAAUGCACACUGGGAAGAACACGGUCACGUAUGAGUCGAGGCAGCUGAAAGCUUUGAUUUAUGAGAUCAUAGGGUGGAAUGUGUAAUUACUUCUAAAAAGGUCUUUAGAAAAGCUUUUUAAAAUUUAUAUUUCGCUCUCUUCUUCUGUAUUUUUCUGCAUGUGUUUAUAUUUGUUUCAGGUUUGACUCUGUAUACUUGAAAGUCAGCCUUUGCACCUUGGUAGCCACUGUGUGAUAUAGGCUGUAGGACACUGUCCACAGCUGGGACAGUGGCGUCUCUGCAGAGGCACAAGCACUCGGCAGCACUUACUGUUUGGGCUUUGGGCUGUUGAGGGGACUUCGCGCUAGUGGCCUCCUGGUACACAGUCCUGCUGUCACUGCCUAGUAGACCCAGUUGCUGGACCUCAGCAAACCAUCUCCAUCAGAAAGAAAAACCAAAGGCAGGCUUUUUUCCCGUGGUAGACUGUGCUGCCCAACUAAUCUAAUCCUUGACCAUAUGCCUUUAGGUGUUUUUAUUUCUUUUGGUUGGUUGCUUUUUGGGGGGCCUUUCUGUUCUCUCACUUCCUGGACUCCUUCAAAAACGAAAGUCUAGUUUGGAUCUUGUCUAAGGAGUUUUGAAAGGACAAAUACUAAAUAAUGGAAUCAUUUUCCUUUUUAACCAAUGGUGCCAUUUUUCUUUCAUGAUGUUGUUGGUUAGUUGGUUCUUAGGUUUUAUCAACAUUUCAUUUCUCUUUCUGCUUUGGGUUUUUCAUAGUUGAACAUACCUCAUAAAUACUACGUGUAGAAGUUUGUUUUUUAAAAGCCGUGGGGGAGGCAUGCAGGUGCUGUGAUGUUUGUAGAGGUCAGAAAACAACUUUAAGGAGUAGGUUCCCCUUUCUCUUAGGAGUCUCACGGGUUAAAUCAAGUCAUCAGGCUUGCCCAACAAGGGCUCUUACCAACUGAGCCAUCUUGGAAGCUCAAGUUUGGAAGCUUUUGAAUGUCUUUAAAGAGAAGUGUUGAACUGAAAAUGAAAAGCAAAUUAAGAGACACACUGGACUGGCUUUGUCCAGUCAUAGGUCUUAGGCAACCCACAUACUCCUCACGGUCUUUCAGUCCUUUCAGCUACAAGGCCCUUUCUACAGCUGCUUUUGGCAAUACAGUCUAUUUCAGUAAAAUCCAUACAAAAGAAAGUUGCCUUCUAUAACCUGGAAUUAUAAGUCUGGUCAAAAUGAAAUACUUAACUAUUUCAAAUUAAUGUUCACUUGGCUUACAGAA
Psammomys obesus (fat sand rat) is the source of this 3007-nucleotide messenger RNA. Its product is annotated as tetratricopeptide repeat protein 30B-like. The record is from RefSeq and is a predicted model, not a curated record. Gene Ontology annotation, molecular function: protein binding; intraciliary transport particle B binding. Gene Ontology annotation, cellular component: axonemal microtubule; intraciliary transport particle B. The coding region runs from base 74 to 1840 and encodes 588 amino acids. Gene Ontology annotation, biological process: intraciliary transport. The transcript is spliced from 2 exons. NCBI's taxonomy places the organism in Eukaryota, Metazoa, Chordata, Mammalia, Rodentia, Muridae.